Molecule: messenger RNA, 2322 nt
Organism: Aspergillus versicolor CBS 583.65
Lineage: Eukaryota; Fungi; Ascomycota; Eurotiomycetes; Eurotiales; Aspergillaceae
Product: HET domain protein
Exons: 1
Coding region: 1-2322 (773 amino acids)
Source: RefSeq, a predicted model, not a curated record
AUGAGACAAGGAAAAGACAAUAAAUAUGACAAUAGACGCAAUGUAGUCGGCUGGAAUAUCCAACCGGGUCUGGGUCCGGACAGCGACAGCUGCACGCAAUUCCGCCUGACCGCGAGCCCAAGCACGAGCACAGCCGACAACGAAAAAGGACAAGAACAAGAACAAGAGGACCAGCCCAUGCAAUUCCAUUCCUCCCCCCCGCUGCAAGUCCUCAGACACACAACCCAAGGCGCGCAGCUCGCAACAAUCACCACCGCAAGCUUCGAAUACCAAGACCGCAGUCUCGGUAUCGAGCUGUGUGUAGACGGUAUAAAAUGGAGGACCAAGAUGGAAGUAGCAGGCGAUCGGGUCCUUGUGCCAGCACAGCAGGAGCAGCUAGCGGAGCUCUUCGUGGCACUGAUGGAGUACUCAAGUUUGCCUCCUCCGUUUCCAUCUCCUCGACCGCAAUUGCAAAUGAGAACGGAGGGCAUCACGCCGAAGCCCUGUGCCGCUCCUCUUUGCGCCGAGGGCGGUCUUGUCUAUGUAUACACCUGUGGGAAUCUUGCGGGUCAUGAUGAUAGGGAUGUGGUUUCCCGGACGCUGAGCUACACGGCAAAUGAACAGCUUUGGGUCGGAGAUAAUGCGCCACAGAGCUCACUUGUUGUGACGGACUUGCUGACGGAUCUUGCUGGCAGCAAGGUGGUCCGUAUUGCCGAUACAUGUGUGGCAUUGACGCCAGAAAGGAGGAGUACCAGUAUCCUGCUGUCGGAUAAUAUGCUCUGGUGGGAGGACAAGAUAACAGAGGAGGUGCCGAAACGGAAACAUCCCAAGCCCGCUAACUGGGGAGGGUUCCAGGACCUGUGGCGGAACCACAGGAACCUGAGGGAGUCCAAGAAGAGGGCUGAUUCGAGUGUCCCGAUCAACAUGGAGAUUGCGCCGUCGGUGCACGACUCGGUCGUGCGAUUCGCUAAGCUGGCUCAGGCAGGGAGCAGUACGACCAACCCGCUCAGACUAGUGCGGGUUUGCGAUGGAGCUGUGGUUGCGACGGCGGAGCUGGAGAGGAAGGUGGUCUACGCGGUGAUCUCAUAUACGUGGAGCCAGUUCAGCAAGGAAAGGUUGCUGGAGUGGGCGACGCCACGGGCGAUGAGGUUGGGGUAUGAGUAUAUGUGGAUUGACCAGUAUUGUAUCGACCAGACGAACAAGGCGGAGAAGAACGCCGAGAUCAAGCGCAUGCGAGACUACUACAAAAGCGCGGCGCAGGUUCUUGUUCUCCUGCCUGACGUGACAAGCAUCGCGAGCUUUGAUGUGAUGUCGUCAGACCAGCUAUUACAUGUGGAUGGAGCAUUACAGGCGGCGAGAGAUGUUCUCAAGGAGAUUAUAUCGUGUGAGUGGCUUAAACGCGUCUGGACUUUCCAAGAAGCAUGGGUUGCCAGACAAUGCGUGUUCUGCACGCAGGAACAGUUGCUUGAUGGGACGAUCAUGGAUUCCCUAAUUGGUUUGCGCAAGUACGAAGCCGUUACCAGGCCGAGAAUCAUGUGUGUCUCAAGCAAGGCAAUAGGUAGCGCGGUAGUUGCAAAUCCCAAUCUGGUCAUCUGGGACGGGCUACUGAGGCAGCGCCAGACAGUUGUAGGCUCAACAGAGAGAUGGAUGCUGUACAACAAUCUGGAAUCCUACGAGCCGCCGCGCCUGACCCUCGUUCAGGCCUGGGAAGCCUCCAGCGGAAGAAACACCACAAAUGAGGAAGACAGGGUGUACGCUCUUCUUUCCUCCGUUGAAGGUGGUGACAAAGUAAAGGUUGAUCGUGGACGGUCUCUACGCGCUGUCAUCGAGGACUGUGUCCAAGCAGGCAUUGUGACUGCUGACCUCCUUGCAGGCAGUUCCCCAUCGUCUGAGGCUGAUCGGUCCUGGAUGCCGGACCUAGCAGGGCUAGGGCCACAGCAUCCGCUGCGUGUCGUCGGGGCCAGUCAGACCCAACAGGCAUUGAUGUGGCAGGGGGGCAGAGUAUGCGUGAAGGGCAAGUACUUCCACUUCGCGGAUGCUGCAGCCUGGUUCCGCAUCGCAGAGAUGAAGACCGAGAACGAGAUCCAGAAGUCCGAAGUCAGCGACCGGCCCUGGUAUCAGUAUGCUGCCACCACGCGGCAGAAUACAUGGACGACAACUGACGUUGUUGGCCGUGACUUUCUUAUGCUACAGCCGAUGCCUGGGUCCCGACAGACAGUUCUCAUAUCUGGUAGAAAGUCGCCGGACAGGUCAUUCCACAGGCGAAAGGGCCACAUCAUCUGGCUCAAGCAGACAGGGAUAAAGUGGCUGGAGGAUAGUCAGCCAGUUGAGAUAGGAUCUUAG